ACUUGGUUGCACUCUGCCAUGCAAUUAUCCUUUCCCUGGCUGUAGAAUCAAGCCUCCGUGCCAUGUUUGGAGAGAAGAAUGUAGACGAGGCAACCCGCAACCUCAGCUAUGCAAUGCUACGCCACAAGGACGGUCACUUGGCCCAGUCAAAGAUAUUCCAUUACAUGAAGGAGCGCGAGUGGUACGAGGCUGCUUGGAUCGCUGCACUGAAUUCCACAUCUAUACCAGUUAUGUACGUGUUCGGCCCCGAGGACUGGUUCCACGUCAGAGCUGGAUUUGAGCGGUACCAGCGAGAAGUGCCACGGGCCAAGGUGGCUGAGCUGGCUCGUGGGAUUGGUCACACUCCGCUGUGGGAAGCCCCACAGGCCGCCGUGGACGUGCACCGCGACUUUCUAGACAGCGUUCAGUGAUACGUGUGAUUUACCCACGCUGCUGAUCAACACUCCUCCAGCACUCUGCCGGUGGUUGGAGGGUAAAAUAGUUACGUGUCGUCCGUCUGCUCUGCCGGUUGUACAGGAGAAUUUACAGAGUGCGUACGGGCAGCAGCCACGUCUGUUGUUCGUGGAUGCCGCGUAAGUUUGGCGUGUGUGCGUGUGUGUGUGUGUGUGUGUGUGUGUGUGUGUGUGUGUGUGUGUGUGUGUGUGUGUGUGUGUGUGUGUGUGUGUGUGUGUGUGUGUGUGACAACAAACCUGUGAACUCCCGCUGAAAAAUUCCUAAGCCACGGGGAGUGCUUUUUACAACACAGCUACUGUCCGUGUAAUAGUUUGGUACCUUAGGACAUAUCCAUUCUGUUCUGCUUGAAGCAGACCCGGCUGUCGUAUCAUGACAAUCAAACACUGCUACCGGGCAUACUACAUGCAGUGCCGGUCAUCAUGCGUAAGAGGAAGGACCAACGUGUUACGGGUUAUGACUAACCAUCCACCAACUCAUAACAUUCUUAUCCUUCCUCUUGUACAUGACUCCUGUUGGCUCAGCAUCCGAGUUUAAAUAAACCCAUGUAGUAGUCAUGGAAUUAUGCAAUACAUACCUGAUUAU
This is a messenger RNA of Sycon ciliatum, 1035 nucleotides long. RefSeq names its product mesoderm-specific transcript protein-like. Lineage: Eukaryota; Metazoa; Porifera; Calcarea; Leucosolenida; Sycettidae. The record is from RefSeq and is a predicted model, not a curated record. The transcript has 5 exons. Bases 63 to 410 code for a protein of 115 amino acids.